This is a messenger RNA of Sphenostylis stenocarpa, 411 nucleotides long. Lineage: Eukaryota; Viridiplantae; Streptophyta; Magnoliopsida; Fabales; Fabaceae. The record is from the annotation of a GenBank genome assembly.
AUGAAGGGGAGAGCGCCCCCUAUUUAUAGGGAUUCGCGCCUAUCGGGUCGAGACCGCCGUCUCGUUUGGCGAGACGGCGGUAUCGACUUGCCAAAGGACGAGAGGGUCGUGUCGCCAAACAAGAUGGCGUCUCGACUUGCCAUUCAGCGAGACGACAAUCCCGAAAAGCGAGAUGGCGAUCUCGAAAAGCGAGACGGCAGUCUCGACCCCAUAAGGUGGGAAUCCUUAUUUUUCGUACAAAAAAACCUUCGUAGUCUAAUAUGGGGCCAAAUAGUCUCUCCUAGUGGAUUUUUAGGCCUUCCCCAUCUUCGAUUUGGAGGUCUUCUGCUCUUUAUUUUGAGGUCUGGCAAGAUUUGGGGUCUGUUAGCCGACUGUUGGCCUGCUGUGCCAAGAAGAUCGGCUGGAGGGUGA